Messenger RNA from Malaya genurostris, 2791 nucleotides. RefSeq names its product alanine aminotransferase 1. The record is from RefSeq and is a predicted model, not a curated record. Gene Ontology annotation, molecular function: L-alanine:2-oxoglutarate transaminase activity; pyridoxal phosphate binding. Gene Ontology annotation, biological process: biosynthetic process. The coding region runs from base 351 to 2006 and encodes 551 amino acids. The transcript is spliced from 5 exons. NCBI's taxonomy places the organism in Eukaryota, Metazoa, Arthropoda, Insecta, Diptera, Culicidae.
GCGAAAGAUUCAAACAGAACCGACGGACGGCAACGAGAAGGACAGAUCCGCGUUUGUCACAUCAGUCUCGAUUGAUUCGCGAUUUGGCGCAGUUCAGUUUGGCGAGAUUUCAGUUUGUGUUUUCGUCCGUCGAAGAGAGAGGCCACCGCUGCACGGUACUUCUUUCUCCCUCGUAACCAUACGCAACCAUUCAUAUGUUUUGGUGUGCUGAGAACGGCAAGAACCACGUGAUUUCGCUCCCGCAACCGUUGUAAACAUACGAGUAGAAGAGAGCGUUUAAAUUAGCGUUCUCAUCCAGAAGUAGUGAAGAAACAAGAGAACGAGAGCCGCCCCGCACUAAAACCGCAAUCAUGUCGCUCAGUCUACUUUUGAACGUCACUUCGAAGAGUGGCACGGCUGGAAGUUGUCUGGCGUCCACCCUCGGCAGUAGAAACAGAAGCGUUGGUCAGAUAUCAACAUUGCUGCUAUCAUCAUCGCCUCAACCGAGCAGUAUCUCGAGUCCGUCGAAUCAGAAGCAGCAACGAUCGGCAGCUGGAACUAGAACCAUGACGACGUCCGCCUGCACCUACAAACCCUGCGUCACGAUUGACAACAUCAAUCCGGCGAUUAAGGUGAUGGAAUAUGCUGUUCGUGGACCGCUGGUUAUCCGGGCUGGUGCCAUCGAGAAGGAACUGGAACAGGGAGCGAAAAAACCUUUCAAGGAAGUCAUCCGGGCCAACAUUGGCGACUGUCAUGCCAUGGGCCAACAACCGAUCACCAUCAUCCGGCAGGUACUCGGAUUGGUGUCAUACCCGCCGCUCUUCAACGACAAAUCGAUUCCGGAAGAUGCCAAACAACGGGCCCGUGCGAUUCUGGAUGGCUGCAAGGGUGGUUCCAUCGGUUCCUACACGGAAUCGUCCGGCAUCGAGAUCAUUCGUCGCCACGUGGCUCAGUACAUCCAGGACCGGGACGGUGGAAUUCCGUCGGACUACAACAAUAUCAUUCUGUCGGCAGGCGCUUCCGGUGGCAUUAAGGUGCUGAUGUCACUGCUCCGGUGCCCGAUCGAUGGCAAAAAGCCGGGUGUGAUGAUUCCCAUUCCCCAGUAUCCGCUCUAUUCGGCUACGAUUUCCGAGCUGGACAUGGCACAGAUUGGCUACUAUCUGGAUGAGGAUAACAACUGGGCUUUGAACAUCUCGGAGCUGAGCCGCUCGCUGAAUGAAGCGAAAAAAACGUGUGCCCCACGUCUCCUGUGUGUCAUCAAUCCGGGCAACCCGACUGGACAGGUACUUUCGCGACAGAACAUCGAAGACAUCAUCAAAUUUGCCCACAAAGAAAAGCUGGUUCUUUUCGCCGAUGAGGUUUACCAGGAUAAUAUCUACGAGAAGGGUUCCAAGUUCCACUCGUUCAAGAAAGUGAUGAUGGAGAUGGGUGCCCCGUACAACGAGAUGGAACUGUGCAGCUUUAUGUCCUGCUCGAAGUGCUACAUGGGCGAGUGUGGCAUCCGUGGCGGAUACGCCGAGGUGGUCAAUCUAUGCCCGGACGUCAAAGCCAUGCUACUCAAAUGUAUCUCGGCUCAGCUGUGUCCCACCACCGUCGGGCAGGCCUGCAUGGAUGUGGUCGUCAAUCCACCGAAACCGGGCGAACCGUCGUACGAGUUGUUCAACAAGGAAAAAUCGGCCGUCCUAAAGUCACUCAAGGAACGUGCCGAAAUGGUGGCCGAAGCGUUCAACUCGUUCGAGGGUUUCUCCUGUAAUCCCGUGCAGGGAGCGAUGUAUGCCUUCCCCCAGAUCCGACUGCCCCCGAAGGCCAUCGAGGCCGCCAAAAAGGCCGGCCAGGCCCCCGACGUUUUCUAUGCAUUCCAGCUGUUGGAGCAAACGGGUAUUUGCAUUGUUCCCGGAUCCGGCUUUGGUCAACGUCCCGGCACCUAUCAUUUCCGUACUACGAUUCUGCCGCAGCCCGCAAAACUAAAGGAGAUGCUUGGAAUGUUCAAAUCCUACCACGAGCAGUUUGUGAAGCAGUACUCAUAAACGACCAGCAAAUCAGACCAGAGAUUUCAGUCAUCUUUUUAUACAAAAAAAAACACGCAAACAACAGUAGCACAUCAUUCGGCAAUGCUCACCCCUCAACCGCGCAUAGCUGUCGAAAACGUUGGUAACCGGAAAAAAAAGUCCAUCACUCCGGUUCCUACGACUUAUUUUUUAUCAACUGACCAAUAUUUGAUCGCACGGCACCCCAUUCUCCAUUGCAGAAGAAAAGGCCAUCGAUUGGAGAACGCGGAUCAUUAGGAUCGGGCCGUGAUCGGUUGAUGUUCAAAUCGGGGCUCACAUCAUAAACCUACAACACAUCAGAAGCAAUCAAAUUGCAUAUAAUUUGUUCGUUACUAGAUUCUAGAAGAAGAGAUAGUUUUAUCCCAUACUAUUCAUGUAUAAUCGUCAGAAUGCCCGUUCGUUAUAUGUUCAGCUUUGUUUUAAUAUUUCCAUUUUGAAACGAUUGGCAACUAUACAAACAAAAGGCAAAAAAAGACAAUAAUUUUUCGUUUAGUAUUGGAUGUCCGUACUGUAUCCGGGGAUUGGCUAGCCAAGUAUUGCUUUAUUUUAGUGUGGUAUAAAUCGUGCCAUAUUCACGCCACGCCACUGUUGUCGAUGUCCUGUUUCAAACUCGUUAUGUAAAAUUAUGUCCGGCUGUAAUUAUUUCUGUAUGCAGAGAAAAACCUAAAGCUCGGACCCUAUUAUACUUAAUAAAACAAAAGUUUUUAUUCUGGCUGUUGUAAAACAUACUCUUUAAACUGUAAAAUAUAUGCAUGUAAAAAGAA